AGACCUUCUUCUGAAUCACAUGUACAACAAUGCCCUACUGUAAUAAUCUUAUAAAAAGCCUUGAACAUUUUUCUCGGUUCAUAAUAUUAUAGGAAUCAUAAACAUAAGGUGGAUGCAGAGAAAGAAAGUUCGUAUAAGCUAAAAUCCAUAUACACGAAUGUGUUCUGUCUUUGAUUAUACGAACCAUCUACCUUGAAACCUCAUUUAUUGAUUUCGUUCUCUUUCCGUAUAAAUCGGUAGAGGCUUGUUUAUAGAUCCUAGCUUAAAGAUUACUGGGAAAUUUCAAAUGAAGCUAAGGCUUGAUUGACAGUUUAUAAUUUAACUCAUCAAAGUCCAAAGCCCAAUGUCUAUUGAAUUUGAAUGGUCCAAGCUUGAUUCAGAGUUAGAAGAAAAGCUCUUUCAUAUAUUAGAAGAUCGAGUUUCAAAGCUAGACCUGCCAAGCUAUAUUAAAAACCUCAAGGUUACUGGGUUUCAUUUCGGUGACAUACCACCUCAAAUAAAUAUUCAGGAUAUAGGAGACCCAGACCCUCAGUUUUACGAAGAUGAAGUUUUGGACCAGGUGAAUGAUGAACUAGAAGGUAAUACUUCUUUCAGAACGAAUUUCUCAACGUCAGUUUCUGAUUUACCUCCUUAUGGAGCUGAGUAUAGGUUUCCGAGGCUUGCUUAUUUUCAUCCAGCGAUUAGUACACCUGGGAUUAUUUCAGCCAGUGGACUCACAAGUCCUCUUAGAGGAGAACGUCCUAUAUUAGCUUCGGAAAGCCGUGAGGAACGAAACCACUCAGAUGACUUUCAAGUGACCAUCCGUGUACAGUAUGAUGGGAAUGCUAGUUUGAGUUUGGAAGCAAGUAUAUCUAUUAAUUAUCCUAAUUCCGAGUUUGUCAGUCUUCCUUUUCAACUAGUAUUUAAGGAAAUAUCCAUUGACGCGACCGCUGUGUUGGCGAAAAUGGGUUCUCGUACCCAUCUUUGCUUCGUCGACACUUUGGCUCAUGGUUCAGAAGAAAAUGCUUCUAGCGUAAUAAAGAAUCUCAAAAUUGAAAGCGUUAUUGGAGAAUCGAAUCGACAGCUCUUAAAAAAUGUCGCCAAAGUGGAGCGUUAUGUUUCACAAAAAGUUAAAAGAAUUAUUGAAGAUGAGUUAGUCUGGCCUAGUUAUCUUACGUUUGAAUAGAAAGUCAGUUUAAUUUUUAAUGAAUUGU
Messenger RNA from Schizosaccharomyces cryophilus OY26, 1193 nucleotides. RefSeq names its product Mdm10/Mdm12/Mmm1 complex subunit Mdm12. Gene Ontology annotation, biological process: phospholipid transport; mitochondrion organization. The transcript has a single exon. Gene Ontology annotation, molecular function: lipid binding. Gene Ontology annotation, cellular component: ERMES complex. Lineage: Eukaryota; Fungi; Ascomycota; Schizosaccharomycetes; Schizosaccharomycetales; Schizosaccharomycetaceae. The record is from RefSeq and is a predicted model, not a curated record. The coding region runs from base 344 to 1165 and encodes 273 amino acids.